Messenger RNA from Ostertagia ostertagi, 1323 nucleotides. The record is from the annotation of a GenBank genome assembly. NCBI's taxonomy places the organism in Eukaryota, Metazoa, Nematoda, Chromadorea, Rhabditida, Trichostrongylidae.
AUGGUCGACCUUUGCAAGGUCGUGAGUGGCCUCGAGCUGAGUCCGGAAGCUGAAGAGGCCAUGGCAUCAUAUUCGGACGAUCUUCUGGAUGCGUUAAUCGAUGUCAUCUGUUUGGAAACCAAACAGCGAGGAGCUUAUCGUAUAAAUGAAAACGAUGCGUUGAAUUCUGUGAAGGCCGUCUCGUUUUUCCCGGCUAGAGUGCUAAAGGCAAAGCCAGAUGUUGAAGCCUCUCCAUGUUCCCGUCCAACAGCUGGUACCACUCAAUCCUCGCAAACAAGUAAAUUGGUGACUCGACCACGUAAACCUGUUAUCGAUGAAGCUCGAUUUCUUGAAGACAUUCGCAAAAUGAAGCCGAAAGAUACACGAGAACCUCAAACGUACUACUCACAUAAGAUGACUCUAGAGGCGAAGGACUUACGGCCAAAAUUGGGACCCGCUGCUAUUGCUGAGGCGACGGCUGCUAUGGAACGUCCAGCGAGGCAUUUUGUUGGACGGCCACAACCGCUGAUCACUGAGGACCGAGGCUGCGUUCAGCCUGAGCUCACGACCUAUAACAGAUAUCGAAAUUAUCUGGGCAUAGUGGGCCCAAUGCCGAAUAUCAAGCCCAAUGUUGGACCGCUGACGAAGCUUCCCGCCUACUUGCAAGCAUUACAACAGAGAAAUGAAAUGCUGGGUUUAGCGUCUGGUGGUAACAUUCCCAGACAAGGUCCUCCUCAACCUCGUCAAAUGAAUCGUCCUCAGCAGCCGGUCCAAGCUGCUCCACUUCAACAACCAUAUCAGUAUCCUGCGCAACAGCCAGUGAUGCAGCAGCCCGUUAUGCAGCCUCCGCAGAAUAUUCCGAUGCCGGGGCAACGUCGAGAGAAAUGGGUCGAUGAGUUGGAACGCUCCGCCCUCAUGUCACCGACUCCUCCCCUUACUGAAUGUGACUAUCCGCUCUGUCGUGGAGGUGACCAUUAUCACUGUGUGUUGUCGAGGAAAAGUGCUGAUAUGACACUUCCACUGACGGUCGAAUCUACAGAAAUGCCUUCUGAGACACCUGCCUGUACUCGUGAAUUGACGCCGCCUGACAAUAACGUCUGGGAGCCUCUCGAAGGACCAGUGGACCACGUGGACUGCGCUGAGUAUUAUAUGCGAGUGAAUAGCGGUGUCAAAACGAAGAAGUCUGGCUCUGAAGGGACGAAAUCUGUGGAUCGGAGAGUGCAAGAAAACAAGCAGAGUGAGCCAGUAGCGGAAGAGGAUAGGCACAGCAACAAGAAGCUAGUACUGCCUAAGCCACCUGCCAUCUUUCAACCAAAGAGGCGGAACUGUUUGAGAAAUGUGUGA